Messenger RNA from Arabidopsis thaliana (thale cress), 1947 nucleotides. RefSeq names its product WRKY DNA-binding protein 7 (gene WRKY7). The coding region runs from base 196 to 1101 and encodes 301 amino acids. NCBI's taxonomy places the organism in Eukaryota, Viridiplantae, Streptophyta, Magnoliopsida, Brassicales, Brassicaceae. Gene Ontology annotation, cellular component: nucleus. Gene Ontology annotation, biological process: regulation of DNA-templated transcription. Gene Ontology annotation, molecular function: DNA-binding transcription factor activity; sequence-specific DNA binding; calmodulin binding. The transcript has 2 exons. The record is from RefSeq and is marked reviewed.
UAUAGAGAGAGAAACGCAUAUCGUUGACUCUCCCCCUUUUUCACUCUCUUCAUUUAUUCUUCCCCUCAUCAUCAUCAUCAUCUUCUUCUUUAACCAAAAACACAACUUACAAGAAAACUGUUGAAUCUUUGUAUUUAUUUACAUCUCCUUUGACCUUUAAUAAGAAUCUGAGUGGUUGGUCUCUGAUUUGAUGAGAUGACUGUUGAGCUGAUGAUGAGCAGCUACAGCGGCGGCGGAGGAGGAGGUGAUGGUUUUCCUGCAAUCGCCGCGGCGGCGAAAAUGGAAGAUACCGCUUUGAGAGAAGCUGCUUCUGCAGGGAUUCACGGUGUGGAGGAGUUUCUUAAACUGAUCGGUCAAAGUCAACAACCAACGGAGAAGAGUCAGACGGAGAUAACCGCGGUGACUGACGUCGCCGUUAACAGCUUCAAGAAGGUCAUUUCUCUACUCGGUAGAUCUAGAACCGGACACGCUAGAUUCAGACGAGCUCCCGCGUCAACGCAAACGCCGUUUAAGCAAACGCCGGUGGUUGAGGAGGAGGUGGAGGUGGAGGAGAAGAAGCCAGAAACAAGCUCCGUGUUAACAAAACAGAAAACAGAGCAAUAUCACGGUGGUGGAUCUGCGUUUAGAGUUUAUUGUCCAACACCAAUUCAUCGUCGUCCUCCUCUAUCACACAAUAACAACAACAAUCAGAAUCAAACAAAGAACGGUUCGUCUUCUUCAUCUCCUCCGAUGCUCGCAAACGGAGCACCGUCAACGAUAAACUUUGCGCCGUCACCACCAGUCUCAGCGACGAACUCAUUCAUGUCUUCUCAUAGAUGUGACACCGAUAGUACUCACAUGUCAUCAGGAUUCGAGUUCACUAACCCAUCUCAGCUCUCUGGUUCGAGAGGUAAACCUCCUUUAUCAUCAGCUUCGUUGAAGAGAAGAUGUAAUUCAUCUCCCUCAAGCCGUUGCCAUUGCUCCAAGAAAAGGAAAUCAAGAGUAAAAAGAGUGAUUAGAGUUCCAGCAGUAAGUAGCAAAAUGGCUGAUAUACCAUCAGAUGAGUUUUCAUGGAGAAAAUAUGGUCAAAAACCAAUCAAAGGCUCUCCUCAUCCUCGGUAAUUAUUUUUUACAUUUUUUACCAUCGAUAUAUAUACUCUACACAUACAUCACAAUCACUCACUAGAUUCAACACCAAAAAUCAAAUAUUGGCUAGAAAAUUAAGCAACUUGUGUAUUGUCAAUAUUAGUACCAGAGAGAUUGUCAAUAUUGUUUUUUUCUAUAUCGGUUGUACCAAACAUGUUGUCUAGUAGUACAGUAGUGGGUUCAGUUUCACGCUCUUUUUGACUUGUUGUUUCCUAUAGAAUAAAUUUGAAAUAGAAAGCCGAGAGUUAAGUUGACUAUUUCUUUUCUCAUUAAUUAAUAAGAACUCGAACUAACUGGGGAGGACUCGGUGUAAUGGUUAUGACAGGGGAUAUUACAAGUGCAGCAGUGUAAGAGGUUGUCCGGCGCGUAAGCAUGUGGAGCGUGCACUAGAUGAUGCGAUGAUGCUAAUCGUGACGUACGAAGGAGACCACAACCAUGCUUUGGUUCUCGAGACGACGACGAUGAAUCAUGACAAAACUCUUUAGUUUCUCGAGUUUGAGGGGAACUGUCUGUGUGUGACCACUAUCCAGAUUAGUCAACGACAGAGUGGGCCCGCACUGCACUUUUUUAUUCUUUUCUUUUUGAAAAGCUUUUGCUUUAUCUUUCUUUUUGAUUGGAGGAAAUAGAGGGAGGGGAGAUAAAGACGAGAGAGGAACGUUGUGGAUCUUGAUGGAAGUUGAAUCAUGUGAAUGUCCUUUUCUGUUUAUUUAUUUCUAGGAUAAUAUAUAUUUAGUGCACUAUUUUUGUCAAAUCUCUGAUUCUUUUCUUACUUGCAGAACUAUUUGAGUUUUUAGGGAAAUUAUCAGUUAAUUUAGAUUCAAC